GCGGUUGCUGAGGCAGCGGGAGCCUCCGCAGCAUCCCCGGGAGCCGCGCACGCAAACUCCUCCUCCCCGACUCCCUGCCUGCUUCCUUUGCAAAGAUGGCAACCGAGGGGCUCCACGAGAACGAGACCUUGGCAUCGCUGAAGAACGAGGCCGAGAGCCUGAAGGGCAAGCUGGAGGAGGAGAGGGCCAAGCUGCAUGAYGUGGAGCUUCACCAGGUGGCAGAGCGCGUGGAGGCCCUGGGCCAGUUUGUGAUGAAGACCAGAAGAACCCUGAAGGGCCAUGGCAAUAAAGUGCUCUGCAUGGACUGGUGCAAGGACAAAAGAAGAAUUGUGAGCUCUUCCCAGGAUGGGAAGGUGAUCGUGUGGGAUUCCUUCACUACCAACAAGGAACACGCAGUGACGAUGCCGUGUACCUGGGUGAUGGCGUGUGCCUAUGCCCCAUCCGGAUGUGCCAUUGCCUGCGGAGGCCUGGACAACAAGUGCUCUGUGUACCCACUGACAUUUGACAAAAAUGAAAAUAUGGCUGCAAAGAAGAAAUCCGUUGCAAUGCACACAAACUACCUGUCUGCCUGCAGCUUCACUAACUCAGACAUGCAGAUCCUGACAGCAAGUGGAGAUGGGACCUGUGCGCUCUGGGAUGUUGAGAGUGGGCAGCUUCUACAAAGUUUCCAUGGUCAUGGAGCUGAUGUCCUGUGUCUGGAUCUGGCCCCUUCUGAAACGGGAAAUACCUUUGUUUCUGGGGGAUGCGACAAGAAGGCCAUGGUUUGGGAUAUGCGCUCCGGUCAGUGCAUCCAGUCAUUUGAAACCCAUGAUUCAGAUAUCAACAGUGUCAGAUAUUACCCAAGUGGAGAUGCUUUUGCCUCUGGUUCAGACGAUGCCACGUGUCGUUUAUAUGACCUUCGUGCAGAUAGAGAAGUAGCCAUUUAUUCCAAAGAGAGCAUCAUUUUUGGAGCAUCUAGUGUGGACUUCUCCCUCAGCGGUCGUCUGCUGUUUGCAGGGUAUAAUGACUACACCAUAAACGUCUGGGACGUGCUGAAAGGGUCUCGUGUGUCCAUCCUGUUCGGCCACGAAAAUCGCGUUAGCACCUUGCGCGUGUCUCCCGAUGGCACAGCAUUCUGCUCAGGGUCCUGGGACCACACUCUGAGAAUCUGGGCUUAACCUGAGAUCCUGUAUCUAAAAUCAAAUGAAGACUUACAACCUGGACUACAAAAGCUGCAUAGAAACACCCCCAAAUCAAGUACUUGCUAUACUAUAAAAUAGUGAYGCUGAAACCACAGAUAAACACAACUAGGUAGAUAAUGUAAUCUGCUUGAACACAUAGCAACCAUCAACUUGUAGGAAAAUGAAAUGUUUUUAAUUCUGUUUUUGAAACUAUCUCCUACUAGAACUAGUUUAGAUAAGUAUAAAAAGAGGCUUUUCUCUAAAGUCAUCUGUAUGAUAGAAAUGAGUCCUUCUGUGCACAAUAUGUAUUUAUUUGCAUGAAUUGGGUUUCUUUUUAUGGCAAACGAAAAAAAAAUCCUGAUUUUAUUUUAUUGGGGUGUAGUAUAAGACUUUGGAAACAUUCCGUAGUAGUGCGUUGAAAUUUGAUAUUGAGAAGUGRAAAGAAAAACAACUCUCUGAUACUUUAUGAUGGCAUUAUGAAUGGCUGAGCCGUGGUACUAAGUGGAGCAGCAAAGGACCCGCUGUGAAGGUACAGGCUGUUGUGGUAAAAAGGCAUUUUUUGUACAAAAAACUGAAUCCUUUCAAUCCCUGUUUUUUCCUACUUCCUUUUUAGAUAGAAGUAAGUAUUUCAUCUCUGUUAUCUGAAUUUAAGGAAUCUAAAUGUAGACAAAAAGAUUAACUGCAAAGUUGAGGGAUAUUAACAUGAUUUGCAUAAUCAUGAGGUACUAUUUUAACCAGUAGUUUCUUAGAAAUUUUUAAUUGUAUCACUUGAUGAGUGAAUUUUCUUUUACAUAAAGGGAUACUACAUGCUAAGCACUGGGAUACUACAUGCUAAGCACUAGGCACCAUUAUGCUGAUGGUCAGGUCUUUUCCAAGUCAGUCACAGCCAUUCUGUGAUCAUGAUUCUUAUUUACAUGUUGGCUAAGUCACACUAUUUUGGCAGGGUAAUAUAGCCUUAAAUGUGUAUAAAGGCAAUAUAUUCCCAUUUAAGUUUUUUUUUUUUGCCAUAUGAGAGGAGUAAAAAUCAAUGUAAAUACAGAUCAGACCUUACAAGCCAAAUUGUACAGUUCUUACUCUAACAGAUCUCUCACUGAAGUGAAGGUGGUUUUGUCACAACUGGGCCUUCAGCACGAACAGCAGUGAUGAUGUGAAGAACUGCUCUAAGUCACAGUCCUGCAAACAGUAUGCAAAAUAUAUGGACAUACAGGUGCGAUGCUUUCCAGAACAAGCAAUCCSAGCAGAUGGAUGAGCAGGCAGGUUUUAGGGGAGGAAUAUAACUGGCCACAUGUGCUGCAGGUCCUGGCCCUCUAUGUGACCGUCAGAAAGUGAUAUAGACCAGCAGGACUGGAGCCAAGGCUGUAGAAUGAAGAUAUAUCUGGAUAAAAUGGUUAAUUAUAGAACUAUGGAAAAUUUCUAUCUAUACUCAUACACUGGAAACUAUUGAGACUAGAAUGAGUCACCUUUGCUCAUGUGGAUGGUGCUGAGGUGAGUUGAACUUGGGGAGUGAAGCACUGGAGUAAUGCCGGGGUCAGCAGAGUCUGGCCUCCAAAAUGUAAGUAAUAAAAAGCAUAUCCGAAAAGAUGAAARAUACCAUUUAUGUUUAGUUUGAAACAACAGUAAAGUAACAAUCACUGGAGUAGGCUGUUCACAUAAUUUAGGUGCUUAAUAACCUAAUUCUAUUUAAAAWUUGAUUUAACUGUAUAAAAAUUGUUUUACAAAAGAGAUCUCCACUUCCAUGAAAACAUUCAGUUCCAUGAAUCCAUGACUGAUUACGGACAUUUCAGGAUCAGGUCAGUCUUCAGUCCCUAAUGAAAUAAUUCAGCUGUUUCCACUUGGAAAAGUCAACUCCRAUGCUUUGCAAUAUAUAUGAUAAACUGUCCCUGUAAAAAAAUGAAUGCACUAUGGAAAAUGUAAUGUUAUAUAGAGCUCACUGUGCAAUACUGAGUCACUACACUGUAAACAUUUGAUCAGAAGUUGAAAAUUAAUGUUUAGAUAGUAUUUAUUGG
Nothoprocta perdicaria is the source of this 3166-nucleotide messenger RNA. It is a transcript of the gene GNB5, whose product is annotated as G protein subunit beta 5. Gene Ontology annotation, biological process: G protein-coupled receptor signaling pathway; G protein-coupled dopamine receptor signaling pathway. Bases 96 to 1157 code for a protein of 353 amino acids. Gene Ontology annotation, molecular function: protein binding; signaling receptor complex adaptor activity. NCBI's taxonomy places the organism in Eukaryota, Metazoa, Chordata, Aves, Tinamiformes, Tinamidae. The transcript has 11 exons. The record is from RefSeq and is a predicted model, not a curated record. Gene Ontology annotation, cellular component: cytoplasm; heterotrimeric G-protein complex.